Rhizophagus irregularis DAOM 181602=DAOM 197198 is the source of this 1155-nucleotide messenger RNA. NCBI's taxonomy places the organism in Eukaryota, Fungi, Glomeromycota, Glomeromycetes, Glomerales, Glomeraceae. The record is from RefSeq and is a predicted model, not a curated record.
UCCACAUCAUCAACACCGCCGGCAUUAAAUUUAGAUCAACAUACUAUAUCAAAAAGACCUAAAGCAGUUACACCCGAUAUAACUAUAAUUGAUGAAUUUGACGCGGGAGAACUUGAGGAUGAUUUCUUUGAUGAUGCACCUGAUCCAAGUUUAGUUUUACCUCCUGCUCACCCACCUAAAGUUGAAGAGCAAGAUGAUCAAGAUUCAUCAAACCCAAUGGUUGCUGCUGAUGAAGAUCUUGCUGGGAAUGUAGUAAAUGAUAUAGAAGAUGACCACGAUCACAAUAAUGUUCGUCAAUCAGUCAAAUUCAAUAGUGAUUUGAAUGAUGUUUGGAAACUUCGUCAGAAUAAUACUGCUUCUGCCGGAAAUAUUGAUGAUAGUAGCGAUGAUGAUUUAAUAACAGGUGCAAAGCAGAUGAAUUUAUUGGAUCGUAGACCUUCGAAUGCAGCAUCAUUUGUUGAGAAAUCACGAUUAAGUCAAGUAUUAAGAGAUGAGAAUAAUUUUGAACCAUCAAAAUAUUCAGAUGAUGUUUUAUCAAUGAUUAAUGAUCCUUAUUCUGAUAACACGGUAGUAUCAAAUUCAUCACAGGGCCAUGAUAACUUUAUAGACCCUUCUUUUGACAUAGGAGAUUAUACUCCUAUAGCUUUCGGAACUCCAAGUGCAUAUGAAGAGAUUGGUGAAGGACAAGAUAAUCCUUGGUUGGAAAAAGAUUCUAAUCAACAUCAACAAUCAACAAUAACUCAAUCACGUAAAGAUUAUGAAUUGAGAAAUUCUUCAUCGGAUUAUCAGGUUAAUAUACGAUUUUAAUCUAAUAAGUUAAUUGAAAAAAAAUUUCUAAUUCUUUGUUUGUUUUCAGCCAACACAUCAAAAGUUUCACCUUCAUAAUCCUAAAUUAUUUAGUGAGGGACCAAUAUCUUCCUCUCCAUGGGGAGGGUUAAAUAAUGAUAAUUCACAACAAAAUACAGAGGAAUCAUUAUUAGAUGCUUAUAUUAGAACAAAAGAACAAUCAACUAAUGAAACGGUAAUACCAAAAAAGAAAAAGAAAAAGAAAACGAAUAGUUCUAAUACUAAAGAAGAAAAUAAUGAUGAAAAAAAGAGAGAAAAAUCCAAAAAGAAAAAACCAAAGAGUAAUGAAGUUGAAAUUAGUGACGAUAA